This is a messenger RNA of Hydatigera taeniaeformis, 1083 nucleotides long. NCBI's taxonomy places the organism in Eukaryota, Metazoa, Platyhelminthes, Cestoda, Cyclophyllidea, Taeniidae. The record is from the annotation of a GenBank genome assembly.
AUGCAACUACUUGAGCGCUCAAAACGAAUCAAUACGCCCCAAGUGGAGAGCGCGUGUGCACGCGGGCCAUUUAAAGCUGCAUCGCCGCGCCUUCAUUGGCUGCCUAUUUUGGGAUGGUGCGGACGUGGGCUUGACACGGUCUUGGAGGCUGAAGAAUUUACCGCAACAAAUGCGCGAACGCCUUCAGCAGGCGAGUAUUCGCAUUCGUCCCCUCCCUCCUCAGAGGAGGUUUCUAUCAGUCCACCACUGGACGUCACCGAUCUGACCGCUCAUUGCCUUCGUUUGGAAUUCACCAAUGAACCCGUUGCUGCACUCCACAUUGACGAUACAGCAAUCACUCCAGCUCGCCUUGUUUUAGUGGGCAAACUGAAAGACUCCAAAGAGACUGGCGACUCCCAGACAGCGACUCGUGUUUGGUUGGUGGGUCAGAGACCAGGGCGGUUUCGUGUCAGGCUCGCCUCGGUGGUUGAUUCUCCCCUUGUUAGGGCUGCUUUACCUACUUCUUUGGCGCGCUUGCGAAAACAGCAAAAUCAAAUUAAACGAAGUGGAAGUGCAGCCGCAUGGGAUAGGCAGCAGUUUCAGACCCUCUGGGUCACAGUGACGAACAACGACUGGAUCUGGCCGGUUGGCAUUACAGCUCAACUUGUCACGGAUCUCACCGUAACUGUUACCCAACAAGAUCGAUUAGAGGGCAAGUUCCCUUCUGGAGGUACACCACUCUACCACCAAUCAGACCGAGGGAAGGUGUCAGACUCGGGCUUCACCUUUUACACUGCACACGUUCGAUUUUCCGGUAGCCGAGUGGGUCGAAGCAAGAGUGUCCCAAUGGUACCAAAUUCGGGCGGUGCCACUCCGUUGGACGCUUUCGCCUUUCAACAAGGAGGACAUAUUCCUCUCAGUAAACGUGUAAAGCGUCAACUUGUGAAAAAGACUCUACCGCGUCAGGGAUUGCUUGUUGUAACUGUUCAGUUCUCCGAUGGAUCUGUUCUUCCUUGGCACCGUAUUAUGGAGGUGCGUGGGCUUGCAUUCAGUAAUGGACUCAAUCAUUCUCUUUUUAGAUGUGACAUCCUUGCAGUUGAAUGA